AAUUAUAUUGAAUUGCAGAAUCACAUUCCAGAACAGUAGAGGUUAGGGGCGGAGUCUCGGGUGAGCAGGUGUAUAAAGGUACUGCUGGUAAAAGAGAAAGGCAAAAAACGGGACAAGGAGACUUAACCUGAACAAACUCUAAAGGGAACCUGAGAACAGCUUGUGAAGAUGCAGAAAGGGUUGCUGUCUGUACUCUUGGUCCUGGUGGCCUUUUCCACAGCCAUGGAAGGGAAGCUAGAUAAAACCACUGUAAAGAAAGAGAAGAGAGUUCCUCAGACUCUCUCAAGAGGUUGGGGUGACCAGCUGAUCUGGGCACAGACGUACGAGGAAGCUCUAUUUUGGUCACGCUCCAAGAACAAACCACUGAUGGUCAUUUUUCACUUGGAGGACUGCCCACACAGCCAGGCUCUGAAGAAUGCCUUUGCUGAGGAUAAAGAAAUCCAGAAUCUGGCCGAUGAGGAAUUCAUCAUCUUGAAUUUGGUGUAUGAGACCACAGAUAAGCACUUGUCUCCUGAUGGCCAGUAUGUUCCAAGAAUCCUCUUUGUUGAUCCCUCCAUGACUGUUCGAGCUGACAUCACUGGCCGCUAUUCCAACCGCAUGUAUGCCUAUGAGCCGGCUGACAUGAAACUCUUGUUAAGCAACAUGCAAAGAGCCUUAAAGUUUUUGAAGACAGAGUUGUGAACACAAAGGCAUGGCCUUUUGUCUGCAGAGAGGAUAUUACUUCCCUGAGGGUUACUUUUAUUCUGUCAUUGGUUUACUGAUGGCCAGAGGAGCACUGUAAAGCCCUGUACAAAUGUUAAAACUUGUUCUUUGAAUAGAUUCAGUUACCUUUAGGAUUCCAUUUUGAUAUAUUGUAUUUCAAUGUUUUGUUUUGGGAAUAAAUUAAGUUGUUCGAAAGCCGGUCCUCAUUGUAAUGUGUUAAAACAGUGAAUUGCAAUGUGACUGCCGUGACUAGGUUUUCUAUUUAAGAGUCUCCGGCUCAUAUCCUGGUGGGAGGGGCCUUUGUAACUGGCAACAUGUUAUCAUGAGUCACUGUGCGUUUGACCAUGUCAGUUUCUGAUUGGUCAGAGGUUGGAGGAAGUUGCUGUCAUUAAAUACUCACUUGGAAAGGAAUUUCAGACAAUAAAAGCCUCAACCAUAAGCAUUGUGGAAGCCUAAAAAUAAAAUCAGGGAAAGUACAAUUGUGUCCUCCAAGUCUUUAUUGUUUUCUGUUUUCUUUUCAAACACGUGAGAGCUUAGUUCACAGAACCAUUGAGUAUAGAUUUACAUUUCAAUGAGGAAACAUGCAAGAAUCAAAAACCAUAUUAAUCAAGGCAGUAAAACGAGCACACGCACAAACACACAAAAUAGGAAUAAAAUAGGCAGAUAAACAAUCGUGUAAUAUGAAAUCUGAGAUCAUUAAACUGUUUUCAAGAAAACAUUCUACCAUCAACCUUUAUUUUCCAUGGUUUUGUUUUUGCAUACUAAUAUGAAAUCUAAUCAUAAUAAUGUGUCUAGGGUUUUUAGGCAAGUGUGUUAAUUGGUAGAAAACCAAGUUUAUGCAUCAUCCAGCUGAAUAUAUUGUGUGACAAUCAGAAUGUAAAUAUUGUCAUGCUCACACACUGUCAGUCUUGAUCACUGCAGCUCACGUUAAAUACAAAUAAUAAAACGGCAAUCUUAUGACUAAAUGGUCUUUGUGGUUUAACCAAUUAGUGUCUCAUGUGCAUACUGCAUACUGGUAUUUGGUGUACUGGUGUAAUGUCCUUUGAUUAAGAGUAUUCUUUAAAAGCAGGAUACAGCCUCAUAAUGUACAGUGCUAUCACAAUGUA
Molecule: messenger RNA, 1808 nt
Organism: Xyrauchen texanus (razorback sucker)
Lineage: Eukaryota; Metazoa; Chordata; Actinopteri; Cypriniformes; Catostomidae
Product: anterior gradient protein 2 homolog
Exons: 8
Coding region: 169-681 (170 amino acids)
Cellular component (GO): endoplasmic reticulum
Source: RefSeq, a predicted model, not a curated record